Betta splendens (Siamese fighting fish) is the source of this 1643-nucleotide messenger RNA. Its product is annotated as DNA damage-inducible transcript 4 protein-like. NCBI's taxonomy places the organism in Eukaryota, Metazoa, Chordata, Actinopteri, Anabantiformes, Osphronemidae. The record is from RefSeq and is a predicted model, not a curated record. Gene Ontology annotation, biological process: negative regulation of TOR signaling; response to hypoxia; apoptotic process. The transcript is spliced from 2 exons. Gene Ontology annotation, molecular function: 14-3-3 protein binding. The coding region runs from base 568 to 1245 and encodes 225 amino acids. Gene Ontology annotation, cellular component: cytoplasm.
UGUAAACAGUGUGAACUGGUCUGGACGCGGCUGCGGACGUCAUGGUGGGAACCGACGCAUCCAAUCGCUCUGUGAACAACGAGGCCUACGUGCCAGACGUGCCGGCUGCGAGCUGUCACUCACAGGAAUGGAUCCGCUCUUUCAUCACCGCUAUCAGAACACUGAGGGUUCGAUUCUGGUUUAUUGACUGGUCUUAAUUUUUGGGGAUGCUUGUCUACUGGCUGUUCGUUCUGAUGUUUACAUUCAUUUUUAAUUACCGAAUAACUUUAGAGCAAACUCAAACUUUGUGCACGUGCCAGUGUGGGGGUGGGGCGCACAAGGGGCUCGAGGCCCCGUUCGGGGGCCAAACGGGUUACCAGGCAGUGUAGAGCGCGGAGGACGUGAGCUGAAAUUUCAUUGGUUCAGAAGUACAGUGGGCGGGGCGUGAGGAGGGUGGUAUUUAAAGCUUUGUUCCAUUGUUGCGAGUGUUUUCCAGCUGGUUUGGGGAUCGGGAGGAGGAGGGCAUCCGCUGUCGGGGGAACACCGUAGCACUUGUUUCGUGAUUUUUUUAGUUUUUUUUUUCUGAACAUGUCGUUCUCAUUCAAUCAUUCUCUGGACGGAAGCUUUCCCCCUUCUCCGGCCGAGGACAGGGGUCCAAAUCGGCUGUCCUGGGGCAGCUUGGUGCAGAAGCUGACCGAGCUAAAGGGACUCAACCAGCGGGUCACGGCGGAGCAGGGCUGCGGGAGUGACACCGGCUCCCUGGCAGACAUGUCCCUGACAGAGUCCGACAGCAGCUUCUUUUACCCCCUGGAGGAGACAUUGGCUGCAGAGGUCGCAGCAACUAUCUCAGAGAGUCUAAACAAUGGAUCCCACAUCUUGGGUUUCUCUAAACUCAUCCUGCCCGACUGUCUGCUGCACAGCAUCAGCCAGGAGCUGCUCCACCUGGCCGUCUCUGAGCCCUGUGGCCUCAGAGGAGCACUUAUCGACCUGUGUGUGGACAAAGGGGACCAGGACGAUCUGUGUACUGUGGACCAGAUCGCCGUGGACACAGCCCUCGUCCCAACCUUCCAUGUGACUCUGGUGCUGAGGCUUGAGUCUAGUGGACUGUGGCCCAAGGUUCAGAAUCUCUUCAAGGGUAACACGUCCAGGCAGAUGUCUCCAUUGUCCCAGAGGCACAAAAACACUCUCAGGCUGAGUCGGGGCUUCAGAGCCAUUAAGAGGAAACUGUAUUGUUCAGGGGAGCUGCUUAUUGAGGAGUGCUGCUGACAACACCUCCUCAUUAUAAGCAAAUCUGAAUCCCUUUGGACUGUGAAAAUCCAUCUGUCUUUGUAAGACAAUGCAUUAUGACAUCAGCAAAUCUGACAAAAGUCAUUUGACGUUUAACACUUAACUAAAUGACAAGUACUUGAUGUUGUUUAUUAUUCAUGUAUAGAAGAUUUCCCCUGGAAACAGUGUGCACUGACUCAUGGCAGCUACUCACCUAAAUACAGGUGUCUCAUAUCGGAACUUGGAUUUGUUUUUUUCCAGUGAAUGUAAGGUCAACACACCCUAAGGGGAAUGACUGCAUUGUAAUAUAUUUGACAGUCAAAUGUUAUUACUUGAAACAUCAAUUUUUUUGUAACGGCUGAAGCAUGAACAAAUAAAUUAUUGUUUUUUAUAAUUAA